Eublepharis macularius is the source of this 426-nucleotide messenger RNA. RefSeq lists its product as uncharacterized. Gene Ontology annotation, cellular component: nucleosome. The transcript has a single exon. Gene Ontology annotation, molecular function: protein heterodimerization activity; structural constituent of chromatin; DNA binding. The coding region runs from base 1 to 426 and encodes 141 amino acids. NCBI's taxonomy places the organism in Eukaryota, Metazoa, Chordata, Lepidosauria, Squamata, Eublepharidae. The record is from RefSeq and is a predicted model, not a curated record.
AUGGCUGCCAAGCACCAAGGCACAAAGAAAACCAGGAGGCCGAAGAAGAAGAAGCCCCAGAAGAAGCGUCAACAGGCCAGAAAGAAGGGGAGGAGGCUCCAGCCUAAGAAGCAGAAGAGGCGGCAGGCCAAUAAGGUGGGGAGCAGGACGGUGUUGAGCAUCUCUUCUCCUCGUCUCUUUGCUGCCAAGAUCCUGAGGAACAUGCCAAAGGUGCGCAUGGAGACCAAGGCCAGGGGGCUGAUGAAGACGUUGCUGAUAGACUUGUAUGACAACAUAUCAAAGGAGAUGGAGAGCCUGAGCCAAAAUAAUCAGGAAUCCACCGUCAGCCCCACUGACGUGCAAGCAGUCUUAAAGGAGGCCAUGGCCAAGGAGUUGGCCAAACAUUCGGCCGAGCCAGACAGCAGUGAGACUGCUACUGCUGCCUAG